GGGACAUUUAACCCGGAAGCGGAAAUUAUUGUGUUUACGUUUGGUCCGACGACUUCAUUUGGUCUAAAAAGAUGGACACGCGGUUCACCCGGGGCAAGUCUGCAAUCCUGGAGCGCUCGCUGACGCGGCCAAAGACAGAGGUGAGCCUGAGCGCGUUCGCCCUGCUCUUCUCGGAGAUGGUGCAGUACUGCCAGAGCCGGGUGUACUCGGUGUCCGAGCUGCAGGCGCGGCUGGCCGAGCUGGGGCAGCAGGUGGGCGCCCGGGUCCUGGACGUGCUGGUGCUGAGGGAGAAGAACGGAAAGAGGGAGACCAAGGUGCUCAACAUCCUGCUCUUCAUCAAGGUGUCGGUGUGGAAGGCACUCUUUGGGAAGGAAGCAGACAAGCUGGAACAGGCCAACGACGACGACAAGACCUACUACAUCAUCGAGAAGGAGCCGCUGAUCAACGCCUUCAUCUCGGUGCCCAAGGAGAACAGCACGCUCAACUGUGCCUCCUUCACCGCUGGCAUCGUGGAGGCCAUCCUCACGCACAGCGGCUUCCCCGCCAAGGUCACCGCGCACUGGCACAAGGGCACCACGCUCAUGAUCAAGUUCGACGAGUCCGUCAUCGCCAGGGACAAGGCGCUGGACGGGAGAUAGGGCC
Lepisosteus oculatus (spotted gar) is the source of this 642-nucleotide messenger RNA. It is a transcript of the gene trappc5, whose product is annotated as trafficking protein particle complex subunit 5. Gene Ontology annotation, cellular component: TRAPPII protein complex; TRAPPI protein complex; TRAPPIII protein complex. The record is from RefSeq and is a predicted model, not a curated record. Lineage: Eukaryota; Metazoa; Chordata; Actinopteri; Semionotiformes; Lepisosteidae. Gene Ontology annotation, biological process: endoplasmic reticulum to Golgi vesicle-mediated transport.